AUGAAACAUGAGCGGAGCGUCUACACCUGCUACCUGCGCAGAAAGAACGCUUUGUCCAACCAGAACAAACACAUUUACAACGCCUCAGUGGUGGCACACUCUCGCCCACACACCCUGACCUCUCCUGAGUGUCAUGUGACCCCGCAGGCAGCCAAUGGGAGGGCUGUCAGCCGACGAUCUCACCAGGACUUGUCCUUUGGCUGUGACACUGUUGACGUUUCCAUGGAAACCCUGGCCUCCGCUUGGACCCGUGACCCCUGUGACUUCAGCGACCUCGCGGAGAAGUCGUCUGCUUGGGAGUCUGAGUGUGAUUUUACCAGCUCGCCCCCUGCUGGUCAGAUGUUGACUGAGCAGCUCUCCCCUCACCUCCAGAGAAACAAACAGCUUCAGGACACUCUGCUGCAGAGAGAAGAGCAGCUGGCCAGACUGCAGGAUGAGAACAACAAACUCAGAGAGUUCCUCAACUCUUCUUUUGUGAGGAACCUGGAGCAAAAGGCCAAGAAACUAACCGCUGAUGGGAGAAGAAAGCUAAAGAGAAACCUGAUGCACGUCGAUGAUGGACCUUUCCAGAACCACAGUCAUCAGCUCGUAACAUCGCAGCAGGUCAGCAAGAGAGUCUGCAGGAACCUCACGGCCGAGUUCUGCUCCGAAUCCUCGGAGACUUCUUCUUCCUCCGAACCAAACCUGGACCUCUGGGUUUUACGGACGCUGGGACUGAAGGACCGAGACACCAUCGACACGUCCAACAACUCCUCAUCUGGAUACAGCCUCGGCAGUUUAGUUUAUGAUGCUUCAAUCGCUUCUUCCUCAUCCUCCGAAUACACUCUCAACUCCUCUUUCAGCCCUCCAGUCACCCGUUCCACGCCUUCUUCCGUCCAAAGCUGUUGCCAAAGAUCCACACAGCAAACCAAUUGUAGGUACAGUGCUGAAUCCAACUGUGUUAAUCAUGCCGAGUCCCCUCAGAACUGCACAAAUUCCCUGGUUCAACACUCAGAGUUCACUGCCUCUGCACUGACCGGACAGUAUGAAGCUUCUGAAGCUGUGAUCAGGAGCUGCCACACAUUUACUGCCUUCCAAUCUCCACUACUAACAGAAGAACUACCGUUCACCCAGUCGCCAGAUCAAGCAGAGGUCUGCUCCAUCACAGCCUCGAGUCAAGUCCAAACUCUGGAGGGAAUCCCUGCAAAACAUCCGACUUACUGGUCUCCACCAGGAGAGAGAGUCCCUUUCUCCCCAAUCCUGUCUUCGAGUCCUGUCAUUAAACAACAAUGGACACCUGUACGCGACUGCAACCCGACGAGUCCGUCCGUGGGAGUCUGUAAGCCUCCAGCCAUGCCCCAGAUGCCUCGCAGCCGGACAGAUUUGGCGUUCAGUAUGUCCCUCAGCCCGUCCAGCAGUGUCAAGACCCACAGCUUCCCCCAGGGACAAGCUUUUGUCCGAAAGGACACCGGGGGAAGGUGGAACUUCACCUGGGUGCCCAGACAAGAACCAUAG
Messenger RNA from Perca flavescens (yellow perch), 1494 nucleotides. RefSeq names its product geminin coiled-coil domain containing (gene gmnc). The transcript is spliced from 6 exons. The coding region runs from base 1 to 1494 and encodes 497 amino acids. Gene Ontology annotation, cellular component: nucleus. The record is from RefSeq and is a predicted model, not a curated record. NCBI's taxonomy places the organism in Eukaryota, Metazoa, Chordata, Actinopteri, Perciformes, Percidae. Gene Ontology annotation, biological process: negative regulation of DNA replication; negative regulation of cell cycle.